Molecule: messenger RNA, 2637 nt
Organism: Ostrea edulis (European flat oyster)
Lineage: Eukaryota; Metazoa; Mollusca; Bivalvia; Ostreida; Ostreidae
Product: hemicentin-1-like
Exons: 6
Coding region: 573-2015 (480 amino acids)
Biological process (GO): heterophilic cell-cell adhesion
Cellular component (GO): cell surface
Source: RefSeq, a predicted model, not a curated record
UAAUUGUUCGUGGCCUUGGUCAUGUUAGUGAGAGAGAGAGAGGGGGGGGGGUCAAAUAAACAAUAUUCACUUGUUUUCACAACUAUCUAAAACCCAGAGACAGCUGAUCAGGGUGUUGUCGUGGAGUGACAUGAAAAAAUAACAGGAAAGUAGUCAGGUGGUGAUCAGGGAAAAAUUAUUGGGAUGGGGGUGGGGUGGGGUAGAUGAAUGUUGGAAUGUCAGAGGACUAAUCCAAUAUUGUGUACACACAGCAAUUCUCAAUUUUUAUGUAUGUUGUAAGCAGUGUAAAACUCAAUUGACCACUCAGACCCACGAAUCUUUAGCUUCAAAUUUGAUUCCUUGGAAUAUCUUUCUUGGAGAUAUUGUACAAAGUACAAACGAUCUAGUUAGUUUUAUUUAUAGAUGGUCCCAGCAACGUAACCAUUCAGUACACCACUGACACUGAGGAAUAAUGGAAAGGAAGUGGAACAAUAACCAUUACUUGUAAUGCAGACUGUAAUCCACGAUGUAAUUAUUGGACGUUAUAUCGCAACGGACGCUGGUUAUCUUCAAGAAAGACAAAAGUGCUCACCAUGGAUCGAAAAAACUCGGGACAGUACAGCUGCACAGUCUGGAAUCCUGUGUUCGGGACUCGUGUCGAUUCGUCUAACACAGUCACACUUGAUAUCAAAUAUAGGACUGUCAGGUUAUCAUCUAUAAAGAAGAAUAUUACACUUGAGGUAAACCGUAAUCUUCCAUCCAAUGUUGUGUGUACCAUUGACUGCAACUAUGGAGGCUGUGGUUCUUCUAUCAUCAGGGUUCUGAGGAAUUCCGAGGUCUACAAUACGAUUCAUCCUAACCAGAGCAUAUUUCCAAGUCGACAAGCGCUUGUCUCAGAUGAUGGAAUUUAUAAAUGUAUAUUAUCUGACAACACCGAGUCGGCUGAAGACAUUCAUCUGCAUAUACUAUAUGGACCAAGAAACGUCAGAAUUAUGAAGGGCUUGACAAAUGCCGAUGCUGAAAUUGUUCUGAGAGAGGGAUAUACUGGUACUUCGCUGACUUGUGUGUCCGACUGCAAUCCAGCAUGUAGCAUAUCGUGGUAUAAAGAUGGGGGAGUGCUGUCUCCUCAACGACGGAAGACCAUUUAUAUUAUAUCCAACAGACGGAGUUCUGGUAAUUAUGGAUGUGCAGCAACAAGUGGAAUUGAAGGGACUGUGUCUUCUAAACAAGUGAAAGUAACAGUUCACUAUUCGCCUAAGACUGUGAAAAUAAUGCCAGGCAGUAACGUUUAUUAUUCACGACGAGGAGGAAGACCACUGGAGAAUAUCACAUGUCAAGCGGACUGUCUGCCAGAGUGUAACUACACGUGGAAGAUAGAGAUGCCAUAUUGGCUGGACACAGUCUUUGAUACAGGCGACACGUUAUUUGCAAAUAAAGGGUUCUGGUAUAACAGUGAUAAACGCUUUAAAUGUGUGGCAAAGAACGAUGUCAGCGAAAGAGAAAGUAGAUGGAUAACAGUCGACAUGAAGAAGGGACCGGAUAAUACAAGGAUUACAACAAAACCUCCACGUGGAAGUGAACACGAGCCGUUUGAAAUGGAGUGUUCGGCUACUUGCAAAGAUGGAUGUCUAUCCUACCAUUGGUUCCACGAUAGAAAGUUAAUUCACAAUGGGGAACGUCUUCACUUUAGCACCCUUUUAAAGACAGAUAAUGGAGUAUACACCUGUACAGUCAGAGACUACUUUGGAACAACCUCUAAAUCCUAUGAUUUGAACGUACAAUGUGAUUCCACCAUGUAUGAUCUGAGCACUGACCAGGAUGACGUCACCGACCAGAAUGUGACAUCUUCCUUAUCCAGUGCUAAGACGACGAAUAGAAGGAGUAUUAUAAGAAACGAGGAAAUAUUGACACUGAGAGCCGAGAGAGAAAAGUACAAUCAGGAAACAAAGAAACUGAAAGAGGAGGCGGAAUAUUAUAGAAUCAAAUCGAUGUAUCUAAAAAUGAGAAUGAUACAGUCAAACAAAGAUUCCGAUUAAUAGAUAAUGUAUAUUAUUCUGUGUCACGUGAUUGAAGCCAAUGCUGGUGCCUUAUUCCUUUUACAAUCUUCAAACCUACAACUUAUAUCCGAGCUAAUUUUCACUCAAUCUUGACUUCUUUUUUACAAUUUAAUUCAAUAACUCGUUAAAAGUAAUUAGGACAUUUACAAUGGAGUACGGAAAUUCAUCGUCUGUCUGCACUAAUAUUAACCUUCGUCAUUUAUCUCGUAUUAAUUUAUCUUAUGUACUAAUGCUUCAAAUGAACAACAGUGAUAUAAGUCACAUAUGUCUACAUGGAGUUUGAUGGUGAUAUGUACUGUGUUUGAACGAAACGUGUGUAGAACAUCUGAUCCUUAGAACUGGCACUCUGUUUUUCUUUUUAGUUCUUACAAGUUCAUUGUUAUUUCGGAUAUCCAAUAUUUCGUAUUGAGCAUCACUGAGGAGACAUUAUUUGUCGAAAUACGCAUUUGGUCCAUAAAAUUGGUACGGUAUACGUUUUACAUCUGUAACAUUUCUUAGUGAGCAUCUGUAACAAUUAUUGUUUGUUGUGUUGACCUUUAUUCGAUGUCUGUAUAAUUGUAUAUAACAAUAGUAUCAUAUAAAUAGCCGAUAGUGUACACUC